GUGCGCUUGAGAUUUUUUUCGUUGCUUUGUCGAUCGUAGUUCGAGGUCAAGAUGCAUGUGGGUCUGGAGAAGACGAGACCGACGCGGAGCUGCUUCCGAUAUAAUCGAAUUAUCGUUUGAGGUCAAUCUCGUCUUGUCUUCGUGCGCAGGUUUAUAAAUAUUUGAAAAAAAAAAAGGAAAACUGAAUCGAUGCAUUCCAAUAUCGAUCGUAAAAAUAAAUUCUCGAAUCGUCUGUGCCACUUUUUCAUGUUCAGUAUCGAGGGUGAGAAUUUUUUGAAUAAAAGAAAAAAAACGAGUCACGCGAAGUCAAUUUCGUUCGAUCGCGGACUCUCAUUUCGUACAUUCCGGGCUGAAAUUUAAUGGGAAAAGCCAAAUAAUACGAAGAGUUUUUUCUAGUUUUCAUUUCCCUUCAUAUUUUGUACAACGUUACCGAACAACGUCGAAGAAUAAAUAAGCUAAGAUGAAACAAAAAAACCAAGUCGGGAAUACUACUCUUUGUAAUAAGAUAAAAUGAAAAAAGGACGCCAAACUGCGAGGGCUCGAAUAUGCGAAAAAAAAUGAAUAAAAAGUACCCUCUUCCGGUUCUUGCGCCAAGGACAAACCAACAAAUGCUCUUGAGGGUAUUUUUUGUUUAGAAAGAACACACGCCAAUGAAACGAGUUCAUUAUGUCUGCAAAAGAUUUGAUGAACGUUCGCUCAAGUUUGAUAUGGAAAUAUGCUGAUAAAACGCGAUGGCAAAUAUACGCGUAUCGGUGAACAAGGAUAUGUGAGAAUAUGCAUUGAAGAUUUCGAACCCCCUGCAAGCGUAGCCAAAGUAUUAUAAUUUAUUCCCAUUGUAUUGUGCAAAAUCUUUCACGUACACAAUUUUAAAAACUAUAGACUUAUGGGAUUAAUAAACAUCUUUGAAAAAAAACAACAACAACAAAAAACACAAAGGUCAACUGAUUUCCGGCAUAUACGAUCUCUCCGCGAUUCAUUUUGUGAGUUUCCGUCUUCGAGUCCUCGGAUGUACAUCGAACCUAAAAUUUCCGACAUCUGCAUUUUAUUCUACGCUCUAAAAUUUUGCUGAUCAAUUUAACGUAACGUUAUUCCGCGAGUAACUAUAACCUCAAUAACAAUUUCAAAGAAAAAUGAUUAUUCGAACACGAUCAUCUCCGUAGCUGGGCAUCGAUUAUUUCGGGUUGCUUAUUGGUUGAAUCGAAGAAGGAGAACGAAAAAUAACCGUAGCUUUUGUACCGUUCAACGUCAUUGGAUAUUGUAACCUAAGAUCUGUGGUAUUCACCUACGAAUAAUUAUUCUAAGUAAUUAGGUUUAUAUUUUCAAUUCAAUAAUAAAAAUUAUUUUCAAUGAACGAACAUUACUAGAACGCGAAGUCUGCGUGCCCUUCGUCUUUGUCUCCUCUUCAGCACCGUCUUUUAGGUUUGUAUGCAUAAAUUUAAUAUUUUUUCAAUACAAAAUAUCGACGUUUCAGGCGUCUAGCACACAUUUUGGAAUCAAUGAAUUUAUAAAUAAUGACGCGUUAAAGCGAAUGCACUAGAACGAAGUCAUUUUUUUCUGAUCGUUUGAAAGACAACUCUGAUUCCACGGAUCAAAUUAUUUUGCCACGUAACGAAGUUGAACAUAUUGGCAACAUCAUUAUGGUCGUCAUAGGAUUCUAGAUACCUGUGGUUCAUGAUAUAUAUUCGAAUUUCGAAAAAUACCAGACUCUGGAAUAUCAGCAUCGAUCGUCAGCAAAAAAGUUCAAACACUAAGUCAAAAUCGUUGAUAAAAAUAAUGAAUUAGUGCGCAUGGACAGUAUCGCCGCAUGUGGUAAAAAUUGGAAGCUACCCGAUAAAUAAAACUGUGCCAUAUGGGAAUGUCAAAUCAAAUUAUUAUGUUUUAGUUAUUGAUAAAUCUCCUGAAAGUUAAUGUUUCUUGAGAGAAGGAAAAAUAGAUGAUGAACAGUGUUUUCAAAAGGAUCUUUCAAUCAUCUAUAAAUGAUCGAAUGAAUCUCUUUUAACCGUGAUAUCUGUGAUUUUUUUAUAAAGCAACGUUCUGUCAGAAUGCGCGUGAAUUUUUGAACAUGCGCCACGUCAAAUUCACGCAAACUCCCCGUCCGUAAAAAAAUUUGAGGUGGACUUUAUUCAAGUGCUUUUGCGCACAAUGGCUGCCACAUGUAACGAACCACUAUAAUAAUAAUAUACAGUCUCUUUGUGUAACACAAAGAAUAUCACUCAUGUGUCCGUAAAGUUUGAUGUUUUUCGGAUGAAACGCGAGCGAAUGUCAUUGUUUGAGCUUUGGCUCUCGUGAAUUAAACACAUUUUUUUUUCUCGGUUGAUCAAAAUAUCUGGUCAAGUGACAAUAACAUGCCUGAACAAAAUCCAGCUGAUCAGUACUCGACCUCGGUUGGACUUAUAUAUAUUUUUAAUCUCAUCGUUGGAACUGGAGCUCUUACUCUUCCAGCUGUCUUCAGCAGAGCAGGAUGGGUUCUUGGACUUUUGGUUAUUUUGAUCCUAGCUUUCAUAAGCUUUAUCACAGUGACCUUUGUGAUCGAAACAAUGGCAUCGGCCAAUGCAAUUCUCACCUGGCGAAACAUACAGAAUCGAAAACGAACUACGGGAGAUUCUUGCGGCUCCAAUUCGGAUUCAGAAGAUACUCCAUUGGUACCGCAGGCAUCGGGAAGUCCAGAAAAAGCCGAUCCAGCCUAUCGAUACUAUGUGAUAAACGAUAAAAUUGAGUUGGGAGAAAUGGCUUCGAUAUUUUUCGACAAAACUGGGGUUACGCUUUUUUACGUUUGCCUGGUUGUUUAUUUGUACGGAGAUUUAAGUAUUUAUGGUGCAGCUGUGGCUAAAUCCCUUGCCGAUGUUGCUUGCACUUAUCAAGCUCCAAAUUUUACCUGCAACAGUACAAUACCUGAUACGGAAAUCUGCUGGGAAGGCUCACCACUCAAUCGUCUUGAUGCCUACAGAAUAUUUCUCACCAUUUUCGUACUCACUCUUGGCCCAUUCGUUUUCUUCAACAUUCAAAAAACAAAGUAUCUUCAGCUUUUGACGUCGCUGAUGCGUUGGCUCGCAUUCGCAAUAAUGAUCGUUUAUGCAUCAAGAAUUCUCAUAGUCGAAGGUCCCCAAGGAUCACCUCCUGCGGCGAAUAUACUUGGAAUUCCGGCGCUGUUCGGUGCGUGUGUUUACUCGUUCAUGUGUCAUCAUUCACUGCCAGCUCUGGUGGCUCCGAUCACGAACAAAGCAACGUUGAAUCGUUCGCUAUCGGUCGACUACAUUCUGAUAGCAAUUUUUUAUCUUCUGCUCGCUUUGACCGGUGCAUUUGCUUUCCAACAUCUGGACGAUCUUUACACUCUGGAUUUUGGUCCUCGUGGAUCGGGCGAUUGUUCAAAAAGUACGAAUUUUUUCAUGGUUAUAACGGAAUACUUUUUAGCUCUAUUUCCAGUGUUCACGUUGUCUACAAGUUUUCCAAUAAUAGCGAUAACCCUGAGAAACAAUUUAGAGUCGUUGUUUCUCGACAAAGAAAAAGUUUACAAUAUUUUUCUGCGCAAACUUCUCUUUCCCAUUGUCGCCGUUAUUCCACCAUACACGAUUGCUAUGAUAACGAAAGACUUGUCGAUUCUGGUUGGAAUAACCGGAUCUUACGCCGGUGCCGGUAUACAAUAUUUGAUACCAACUUUUCUUGUUUAUUACGCAAGAAAAAAGACCGAUCGUGUAAUCGGUCUCGGGGUUAUUAAUAAAUUUUCAAGUCCAUUUUCCGGUAAUUGUUGGCUCGGUUUCGUUAUCGUUUGGGCGUCCGCUUGCAUGGUCCUCGUCUCGGUGAACUUGAUAGAAACGCAUUUUUGGGAUCGAUCGACCUGACGAAACUUCGAUCAAGUUUAAAGAUUUUAACAAUCUUUCAUUUCGUGAUGAAUUUCUUCGAAUUAGAUAUAAAUAACUUCGUAUUUUGAAGUUUUGAAGAUUUUCGUUGGCGUUGUAAGGUCUGAUAGAAGUAUCCAAAAAGUCAAAUCGUACAACACGUAAUACUUUCCAAAUUAAUUGUAUUUGAUAAGUUAUUUACACUGUUUUUUUUUUUUCAUACAUGCAAAUGAAUAUCUCAGUGAUUGCUCAGUGGCAUAGAUUACAUUCAUCUUUUUAAUAACACAAUGUUUGAGAAAUAUUAUCUUUUGAUUUUCGUACAAAAUGGGAUUGUGAGUUGGCUCCAUUGGCCAACUGGUCAGUUGAUGUGAUUCGAUCGAAUGGGCUAUGAUUCGUGAUUCAACGAAAAUUAAUGCUACAUUUCUCUCGAAGAUAAACCCCUAACUAGCACCUGUAGUUUUCAAUUAGAACCUAAAUGCACUGAGGGCAUAUAAAAUUCAAAUGCAAUUGAUUUCAGACAUUUUCUUAUUGAAUCGAGCUAGAGGACCAUCUUCAAGAAAAAAGUCCACCUCUAUUUGGUAACAUGAAACUUUGUUAAUCUCGGUUCAACUCGGAACCGAUACACCUAACCAAUAAGGGUGGAAAAUUUUUAAAAAUCAAUAUUUUCUCAAUGAUCAGGAAACUGAAACAUGAAAAUUUGGCAGGGUGUCGCUGAGAUAUUGCAUUUCUUAAAAACUAAAUCAAAGAUAUCGGUCAUUUUCAGAAUAAAAUGAUAACUGCAAUUGUCUUCAGUGCUUGUUAUGAGCAGAAAUCGUGUUUAGGUAUAUGCAGAGAUACGUAUUUAUUAAGGAGUUGUCCCAUCGAAAAAUGGCUGUAUUUUGUUUGUUUGCUUCUAUAGAAAAUAUGUUUCCUUCAGAAACAGAAUAAGAAUCUCGUGAUCGACAAUAUAUUAUAGAAGAGAUAUAUUAAACUGUACAGUAAUAAAAUAGCUUUGUAUCUUUGAAAUGUAUAAUUUCUCCAUAACUUUCAAAUAGUCAUUUCGAUGUUUCAACGUCGAAUUACGUAGACGAUUAAAUGAAAAUAUUGAAAACUCAUUUAUUUUCAUUGAAAGUGAGUUAAAGAUGAAUUCCUUUAAAGUUCAGGAUACAAAGUUCUUCAAAGCCAAACCUGCUGCUGUGCCAGUGAUACAAUUUUAUAGAUCCCUUUUCCGACUGCGGUUAUGGUCGAAUUUGUUUUUCGUUCUAGAAAAAAGUGCGACGACCCGGUUUUUUAUGAGCUUUUUUCUCGCCAUCGGAACGUAUUUGGUUCUUUGAAGAUUUUUCUUAUUUUCAACUGUCAAUAAUGUAGCUCGUGGAACGAAAAACGUAACAAAUAAACAGAAAUAACAGAUACUCGUAUAAGUCUGACGUAUGAAUAUGUAUAACAAAAAAUGUUGAAAAUAUGUAUAUACAUAAUGUUUAACUGUCAAAAGUAUAUAAUAAAAUGUAUAUUUUCGAGUGGAAA
This is a messenger RNA of Venturia canescens, 5339 nucleotides long. RefSeq names its product transmembrane protein 104 homolog. The transcript is spliced from 6 exons. The record is from RefSeq and is a predicted model, not a curated record. NCBI's taxonomy places the organism in Eukaryota, Metazoa, Arthropoda, Insecta, Hymenoptera, Ichneumonidae. The coding region runs from base 2346 to 3839 and encodes 497 amino acids.